AUGGCAGACUCACUCAAAUCCACCUCUCUCCUCACCUCCCCCUUCUCCAUCCCCUCCCCCAACUCCCCCGCCACAGAGCUCCUCUCCCGCUGGUCAGACACCCUCAUCACCUCCCCCCCAGCAAUCAUCAUCACCCCAAACACCGAACAAGACAUCGUCUCAGCCAUCAAAUUCGCCCGCCUCAACAACCUCACCAUCAUCCCCGCCGGAGGACGCCACAAUGCCGCCGUCCCAAUCACUUCAAACACGCUCUACCUGGACCUCGCCAACCUCAAGUCCAUCCAGCUAGACAAGCAAACCUCCCACGUCCACAUCGGAGGAGGCGCCCUCACAGGAGACGUCAUGCGGCAUCUCGCCCAGCAAGGCUACUUCACCGCCAUGGCCAACUCCAACGCCGUCGGCGUCGUCGGGUGUCUCCUCGGCGGCGGCAACUGCUCCCAAAACGGCCUCAUCGGCUGGAUGGCCGACAACGUCGUCAGCUUCCGCGUCGUCACCGCCUCAGGAGACAUGCUCCAAAUCAGCUCCUCUUCCACGGGCGAAGAACUCGCGCUCUUCAACGCCCUCUGCGGCACUGGCCACGGCCUCUGCGUCGUCGUCUCAGCCACCAUGAAGGCAUACCCCCUGAGCAGCCUGAACCUCUCGCCAGCCAGCAAGGACGACCCCUCUCCCAGCAUCUGGAGCCGUACCUUGAUCUUCCCUCCCACAGCCAUCGAUGCCGCCAUUGACGCUUUCCUCGCCGCCUCCCCUCCUCCAGAUCCCAUGAACGUCAUCUUUGGCUUUUCUCGUGGUCCUCCAGGAACUCCAUUCGCCGGAAAGCCCAUCGUCCUGCUCACAAGCACAUACUACGGCCCUGCCAAUGAAGCCGAAGCCUCCUCCGCGGGGUCAAUCCUCUCCAACCCAUCUUUGGUCGAAAAGGCCGUCAAGGCAGACACAGUCCUUGUCCCCUUCGCCAACGCCAACAAUACUUUCGACCCAAUAAAUGUCCAUGGCGGCUUCAAAUCCAUGUCUUCCAACCGGCUCGCCCGCCUCUCCCCUCAAGCCCUCAAAGACGCCUACGGGAAAUAUCUCGCCGUGACGGACAGAUACCCAGAUGCUGUCCGCUCUGCGCUCAUGUUCCAUAGCUUUAAUCCGUCCAAGAUGGCGAAGAUUGGCGCUACACCAGAAGGCAAGGCGAGAUUCAUCGAGGACAGAGACAGGGGAUUCUGUACCAUCGGAGUAAUGUGGUCUACAGAGCCUGCUACAAGAGAUGCUUUGGCGGAAUUGUAUGACGAAGCCGUGACAGUUUUACAGAAAGAUGACGAGGAAGCUGGUCUGCCGCGGAGGGUUUUCCCCGGCAUAAUGAAGUUCCUCCCUGGGCGACGGGACCUUCUCUCCGAAGAGAAGCUGGCAGAGUUGGAUCGACUGCAGGAGAAAUGGAAUGGUGAUGGGUUAUUUUGGAGUCCAUACAAAGCAUGA
Messenger RNA from Trichoderma atroviride IMI 206040, 1455 nucleotides. RefSeq lists its product as uncharacterized. Gene Ontology annotation, molecular function: flavin adenine dinucleotide binding. The record is from RefSeq and is a predicted model, not a curated record. NCBI's taxonomy places the organism in Eukaryota, Fungi, Ascomycota, Sordariomycetes, Hypocreales, Hypocreaceae.